AUGGAACAUCACAAAUGGACCAAGAUGGUGCCCUCCACCUGGAGGGAAGGGAGAUGCGCAAUCCGAAGCAUGCUUUGGGUCAAUAGGGAUGUGGAAGCGGAGCAAGUGCGGAUCGAGUCGCCAGAUCUGACAGGGGCCGUCAUCCGGCUCCUGUACGCGGUCGUAAGAGCGAACCAACGAUCUAUCCCUAUCGAUGAGGUCGGCUCAAGAGUGGAGGACAACCAGAGAGAUCAAACGUAA
Messenger RNA from Penicillium hordei, 240 nucleotides. RefSeq names its product reverse transcriptase. Bases 1 to 240 code for a protein of 79 amino acids. The record is from RefSeq and is a predicted model, not a curated record. The transcript has a single exon. Lineage: Eukaryota; Fungi; Ascomycota; Eurotiomycetes; Eurotiales; Aspergillaceae.